Messenger RNA from Physella acuta, 514 nucleotides. RefSeq lists its product as uncharacterized. The record is from RefSeq and is a predicted model, not a curated record. Lineage: Eukaryota; Metazoa; Mollusca; Gastropoda; Physidae.
CUUCAGUAUUUGGUGCGCUCCCCUUGACACAGAGGAUUCACAUUAGCAACUCAAAAAUACCAUCAUGCAGUGCUUGUAUCUUGUUUUCGUCGGCUGUUUUAUCUUGGCAGCAGAUGCUCUCUCUGGCUCUAACAAUGAUGCUGAAUUCGUUGCUGGUGUUAGUAGUAAAUUGUUUGGAAAAUGCUUUGGCAAAUAUAAUUGUCAAGUUGAAAGAGAUGCCCUAGAGAAAGCUAGUGGAAUGGAGGAAAUCUGCAGGAAAGCCGAGCAAUACACGCAGUGUUAUUCAACGGAAAAAGCAUGCAACACAAGCGAUGGGUUCAAUAACCUAACAAAGCUGGGGGAUGACUUGAAGAACAGAUUUUGUGCCCUAGGUAACACAAAUCCUUCUCCAGAAACAACAACAGGAUCAAGCACUACAACAGCAAGCACUACUCCAGCGCCUACUACAACUGGAUCAAGCACUACAACAGCAAGCACUACUCCAGCGCCUACUACAACGGGUUCGUAUUCUUAG